CAUUCGCCAUGUUGUGGAUCGAUAUGUUCGGAGGGCUGGGCAUAAAGAGGAUAGGAUAUUAUAGCAAACAGAUUCUAAAGUUUUUGUGCUAAAUUGGAUACAUUAGAAUGUAGUGAUGCCCAAAAAAAGUACGAGAAACAACAAAGUUAUACGAAGAACAAGCUGGAAGCAAAAUUCAAUCAAACGUAAAUCGGAUGAUAAAAGAAUAGUGAAUAAUAUCUAUAUUGGUGCAGGGAACGCUCGGAGAUGGAUUAUUUUGAAGAAGAAAUUGGACUACCAGAGUGAUAUAGACUUUGUGGCAUAUUUAUUGGACCUUGCGGAGCCGCUCUCAGGGAAAGACAAGUCUUCAGGAAAUGUUAAUGACUCAGAGGCAAGAGAUGAAGAUUUGCCAUCAGGUGAUUUUGAAGAGGAAACUAAUGACAGUACAAGCUCAGUGCAGCAGGAAAUUAGUGAUGAUGGUGAGUGGCGUCCAGCGGGAACCCACUCUGAAGGACCGUUGCGUAGAAGCCCAAGAAAGCAGACCCUCCCUCUCAAAAUUCAUGUGCGUCGUAGUGCAAGGAAUGUUCUUCCAGAUGCCAAUUUCAAACAUGACAAGGACAAAGUGCAUCAAAAAGACAAGAAGAAAAAAGAGAAGAGAGAAGAUUCUGAAAGUGUACUGUCAGAAACUAGUUUAAUUGAUGAAAAACAAGAAACAUUAGAAACUGAAGAUCUUCCAAGAGCUGUUACACCAGUCCCACAAGAGGAUGUUCUUAAUGUUAAAGAGGAAAAUGAAAUUAUUCCUCCUAUUGUACAGUCAGAAAAUGAUAAGCCUAUUUUGGUAGAAAAUGAAUUGCCUAAAGAUGCAGUUGAGGAGGUUGAGAACACACAGACAGAAAGUACUGUUUUGGAAUCUUGUCCUGAAAGCAAACCCACAUGGCCAGAAGAGGAAGAAGUACCUGUAGAAGAAAAUGCAUCACUUGAUUUAACAGAAGAGAAGUCUUCCGUAACAGUUGGGUCUCCAGUAGAGGUUCAAGAAUCGAAUGUAAAUCCCAUUAAUAGUAACAGCUCAGGUGAACAGGAAGGUGAAACAGUGCACAUUGAAGUAGGGGAACGUGUUAAGUUGAAACGAAGAAAGAAACGACGAAGUCAUGAAGAAUAUGAUCCUGAAUUGCCAUCAGAAUCGGGGAAUAAAAGUAAGGGGGAGCAUUCGCACAGUAGUAAACAUAAACGAAAGAAGCACCGACAUGGAGAGCACAGUACAAAAAAGAGGUAUCAUGAUAUCCGAAAAGCUCCUCAGGAUGGGAUACCACAGGAAUCUCCAACAGAGGAACCUCCAGAUGUCAGUAGUCGUCUUUGCAAGCAAGAGGAAGUGGAACAGUGGGGAAUUGUGGAUGAGGGACCAAGGUGCAUGGACACAAACCAGCCACAAUACCAUGAACUGGCCCAGCAGCCUCUUCAGCGAGUAGCCAUCAAAAUCAAGCUCUGCUGUGAUUGCAAUUCUAGGCAUAUCCAAGAUGCAUGCCCCCUGCAUAGUCCUGUGGCUGUGGUUUGUGACUCUGUGAUAUUUAAACAAUGGAAUGACAAGUUAAGAAACGUGAAAGAAGAUAAUAAAAGUGAACGGACUACAGUGGUUGUGACUAAUGUUGAGUGCAAAGGGGAGAGACUUGUGGAGGAUUGUGUGAAUGGUGGUUAUGAUGCCAAUGUCAACUCUGAGACAGUGCUACGAUGUACUGGUGAUGUCUCGAAUUUUGAUGGAAGUCAUAAUGGUUUCGAUAACAACAGAUCUCAAACGUCAGAAAAUCUUGCAGAAGAAGUAAGAGAACCUUGUGGAAGGAUAAGUUUAGAAAGUGACCAAAAAAUUCCGGUACAGGUGAAUUAUCAAAAUUCUUCUAAUUCACAUAGCAAUGAAAGAAAUAACAUUGGUUCUGUGACUGUUAUUCAAGAGCUUGAUGAUAAACAAAUGUCACCUAUCAACAAUACAACAUUCGCAGAGGCAUCCUUGCCAAGUGGAUUGGAAUUAAGAGUUUGUGAAGCAGAACACGGUCCAAGUGUGGUCACAUUGUUUAGAAUAAAGCAAUACACUCAGUUUGGUCCUCUUAUUGGGCAACCAAUUAAAGAAAUGGAUAUUCCUGAUGAUUUCAACAUGAAGGAUAUAUGGGAGGUUUUUUCUGAUAAAGAUAGGCGCUACAUCAGCACUAUGGAUCCAAAUACCUCAAACUGGUUGCGCUAUGUUCGCCCAGCACCUGCUCGAGAACGCCGUAACAUGGUUCCAAUAGCUCGCAAUGGUGAACUUUAUUUUAUUACAAUGUUGGAUGUAGCUGAAGGCGAGGAACUUUUAUAUUGGGCUGAUGAUACUACUACUGCCUGGUCCAAGAAGAAGAUGGAAAAAACAAAUUGUGGUGGCUGUAACCUACGAUUUGCUCAUCCUUUAUAUUACCGCAUGCACUGUACACUCUUUCAUGAUCCUAACUUCAGUCUUACAAUCCGCAAAUACCAUUGUAAGGUGUGUGGGACUGCUGUUUUGGGGAAGGAAAACAUCAUGAAGCAUGCAGCGGAGAUGCAUGAUGGCAAAGGAGCUUACCAGUGUCAGUACUGCAAAAAGUUUUUUCUGCGCCUUAAUUACCUGGAAAUGCACAGAACCUAUGGCUGUGCUGCUAAUCCACAGCGCGCAAGACCUCUUUGCGACUUCUGUGGAAGGAAGUUCUGUCAGCCACAAAAAUUGAAGGUGCACAUAAAGCGAAUGCACAGUGAUAUGGCAGAAGUACUACGUGAAUUUCAAUGCAAGAUAUGCUUGAAGCUCUUAGGUUCUCGAGCUGCUUUACAGAGACAUAUGAAAGAGGUACAUCAUAAAGAUAUAGUGGGAGCAUGUACUUGUGAUCGAUGUGGCAAAAUGUUCCAAAACAAAUCAAACCUUAAAAUACAUAUGCUAACUCAUUCAGGAGUGAAACCAUUUAGGUGUAGAGAAAAUGGAUGCACAGCAGCAUUUACUACGAAACAGUGUCUUCAGUUUCAUUACAAAAAAGUUCACAAUUUUAAUGAGACCAACAUGCCAAAAAUAGAGCGUUCUGUUGCUUAUACAUUUGAUGCUUAUUCUGGUGGAAUUGUUAAUGAUCCUGGCCGUGGUAAAACUCCACGAUUUGAUAAGGCACGACGCAAUUCCGGGGAUAAUAACAGUAGCAGCCAAAUAUCACAGGAUGACAGCAGUUCUGCUUCAAGUCUAAAAGCUGAUGUGUCAGGAACCAGUUCUACCACAGAUGGCAACAAUGGCCUAGAAGACAAAGGUCCAUUUGAUGGUCUUCCUCCUUUGACUCCACCACCUCCACCUGUGCCUGUCGAGUCACAAGUUCAACACCCACCAACUUUGGAAGCCUACAUUUCUCCUCACGCUUUCAGUGGCAGUCCUAGCAAGGUAGUGGUAAGCAAAGGCAGCAAAAAAUGGAUGGGUGAUGCCUUGACACCUUUAGAUACUUCACGUGUACCACCAAAAGAAUCCGAGAAAGAUAUAUAUGAAUUUGAAGAUGAUAAAGGUAGUGGUGUAGCAGAUGUUUGUGAUGAUGAUGUGAGUAUAAUUGAAGCAAGUAACCACAAAGUGGCAGUUUCUGUGUAUCCUCGACCAGAAUCCUCUAAUGCCAGCCUUUUAGUUGAAGCUGCUCUUGAUGCUGCUGAAAGGGACAUAGAUAUGUCUGGAAGCUGUGUUGUUACCACAUCUGUUCAGUCACCUAGUGUUAUUACAGCUAGUGAUAUAGGAUCAGGAAAGUCAAAUGAGGUUCUGUAUGCUAUGACUUCUGCCCCUGGUCAUCAUUUAGUGAAUGGUCAUCAUGCAUCUCUUAGUGUAUCCUCUCCAGUUCAGCACUCCAGAACUCCUCCUGAAGGACAUGAACAAAUGGACAACUAUACAUUGCACCCUUCAGAAGACCUUGUAUCUCCAGCAACAACUCCUGAUCCAAAUAUGCAUCGUCAGCAGCAUUUGAGUCCCGAGACACCUCCAUCCAAUAAUUUGCAGCAUAUGGACAAUUACACUCUACAGCGAAAUGAAAUAGCAUCCCCUCAUCAGUCAGGAGAUUUGAACUCUUCAGGUCACCAUUUGCAUCGACCACAAGUUGAUCCUUAUACUAUGCAUCACCAGGAGGAUUUAGUGUCUCCUUCUGAAACACCAAAUCCUCCUCCUCCACGGCCACAUUUAGUGGAUGGGUAUGGCCUGCAUCAUCAGGAAGAGAUGAUGUCUCCUGCUGGAACCCCUGAUGAUCAUAGAAACCAUGUUGAUAAUUACAAUAUGCAUCAUCAAGAAGAACUUGUGUCGCCAGCUGCAACACCUAAUCCUCGUUAUGACUUGCAUCAUCAUCAGGUGCCUACAGACAACCUUUCCAGUGAUGAAGGAGAAGGAGUGGUAGUGGCUCAGAAUCUGAGUAUGGGUCUAAAGGAGAAAGCUUUGCAACUUGAUAUUGCUGCUACUGCUGCUGCAUACAAACAAUAUGAGGCUUUAGAAGUAGUUCAGGAAUUUGGACGUUCGGCUGGUGGAGAACGGUCAGGGUUUGAGCCCCUGCUUGUAGGCUCUACAACAGAACUUCAAGGACUAGAUAUGUCAGCUAGAUCUGGUGGCUAUCAUCAUAGCUUUGUGUCAUCAUCAUCGCAACCAAUGACACGAUACCACCAUACGAGUGUUUUAUACGACAUGGCAACAGAGCGUCAGAGUGUAGACUUAAGCAUGUCAGGACGUGGAGGUACAUAUUCUACAUCACCUCCUCCACCAUACACUCAUUCAGAUGUGCUUAGAGUUGUAAGCCUGGAUUUGACACCAGGAGGACGUCACAGUGUGGAUCUCUCUCUUCCUCGAUCAUCUUCAGCAUCUAUGCCACAUCACCACCAUCCUCAUCCACAUCAUCAUCAUCAGAUUGCUUCAUCAGGACGAGUCAUGGCCCCUGCAUCCUCGCCUACCGACCCUCGUAUUGUUGCUCCACCAGCUCCUCCAAGUACACCAAAUCAUGUUGUUCCAGAACUUAGUAGAGCUUCUAAUCUAAUGUCGCCUCUUCCAACCGUCAACAACCAGGGUCUUGUUGACCCUGCACGAAUGAUGUCUCCUCCUCCACAUCCUGGAUAUCAAAACUAUCCCCUUUCUCCUUCCCCCUAUCAUCCACCAUCUCGAACCCCACACAUCACCUCUACCUCUCCUUCAACGUAUCAUCAUUACUCAGGAUACUACUAAUUGAAUAUAAAAUUAUAUUUUUAAAAAUAUAAAAGAGUAAAAUCUCUUGAAAAGUCUCAAAGAUAUGGCAGUAUUUCAAAUGAAAUUCUCAGCGAUGUAGCCAUAGAACUUUGUAGUAGACUGAAUAACUUAAAAUUCAGUUUUGUAUUAUGUUUUAUUGUACUCACCGUUUGUUUUUCUGAAUCAGAUGCUGUAUAUGGAAUUCUGAUGUUACCAUCUUAAUGUUUAUGAUAUUUUAUUAUUAAAUUAGCAUUGCCAUUUUGAAGGGGGCAAUGUAGUGACACUCUCAUUUUGAAAUCCAUUUAUUAAUGUACAUUAUUGCAGUGCAUUUAGAUAAACAAUACUCUAUUGCUUAAAUCAAAAGUUUUUAUAUCUUUCGUAGUGUAAUUUUAUGAAAAUGAAUGUACAGGUAUAUGGGACACACAAUAAUUGUGUUCUGCAUCAAUCCAACCUCAUGCCAAAUUGCUCCACAAGGGAGAAUGUUUUUAUAAUUUGUUGCCACUUAAAUAUAUAAGAAUGUUUAUUGCAACUUGUUUGAUAUUAUGGUAUUUGUGCUUCCGUACUCCUGCUUGUUUCCAUAUUGCGUUUUCUAUUUUUGUGAAUGUUAUUUCAACAUUAUUUUGCUGAUUUCAUGGAAAUGCAGGUAGCAAAACAGACGCAGGGCCAAAGGUGAAGCACAAAUAAUGUCAUUUAUCUUAUUAAAAUCAUUAUAUUCACAAACCUUAAUAAUUCAUUGUUCAUUUAGUCCUGCAAGUCAUAUAUAAAAUUAACAUAAAUUUAAGUCAAAUAUUUAAUUCAUCAUGGUCCUAUUUUAUGUGCAAGAAUUAAAAAUAAGCUUCAGUUUGCACACUUAUUGAAUCUUUACAGCUCAGGUGAAUUAGCCAAAGUAAUGCUUCACACCAAUUAUUUGCAGCUUCAGUACUAGUCACCUGCAAAAGCAUAGUAUUUUGUUAUAUUUUUAUUACGAUAAUUGUUAUUAUGUAAUCUACAGUAUUACUUAUUUUAAUAGCAGCAUUUCUGUUGUAAGGAGUUUAGUCAUUGAUUCUAUAUUUCGUACCUGAACAGUUCAGGUAAACUAGAGUAAUGGACUUAACGAACACAGACUAUCAGCUUUCUUGUUAUUGUGGAAUGAUACCAAAUGCGUACUGUAAAGACAAAUCAUUUAAAGAUUAGAUUUAGGAGAAUGUGUUAGUGUAGUUGAGUAGGUAAACUGUAUUACUAUAGAUCCUCAUGUGAUGCUAUAGGCUUUCAUUUUUAAAACCCAUUUAUGAAAGUCUGAAAUGUUGAUGCAUUUUUUAAAAAAUGUUUUGAUCAAAUUAAAUUAGAUGAGUGUUUGAUCUAUCAUAUAUAUAUAUACCAAUGUUGUUGUAGCAUUUUACAUACAUUUUAAUCACAAUUUAAUAAAUUGCUGGUAUCAAUGUUACCAAAGUGCAAAAUAACUGAAUGAAUCUAUUAUUCUUUAUUAAAUUACUAUGUAGUUUGUUUGUUUUUUUUUGUGAAUUUCUUGAUAUUAUUAAUUAAAUACUGCAAAAAAAGCAUUAUCCAUGAAUAAUGGAAAAAGAUGAAAAGUGUAUGCUUCCAGACUUAUAUGUGUUCAUAUACAAUUCAGGAGACAUAAAAAUCUUUGUAACAAUGAAAUUGCAUGUUCAUGUUAUUGUAGAUACAACUGUGCUUAAUGCCAAAGAUUUUUAGAAUGCCAUGCUGCUGUUAAUACUAUCAAACUCGAAACAAUGAAUUGUGAGGCAGCAGUAGUAAAAAGAAUAGAUCUUAUUUUUGCAAACAACUCUUUUUUUAUACAUGAGAAUUUUUGUUUAUACUUGUGUUUUACCAUGCUAUUAAUGUCUGAUAAAACUGCUAAAAUAAUCAUUGCUACCUUUGGCAGUUUGUCCUGAUAUUUGUUAUCUGCUUUGUAAGCUACUUUUAUAAUACCAUGUGUUAAAAAAUGUGUUUCAUGCUAUGAGCUGGUAAUUAGAGAUCAACUUCAAUUUUUUUAAAUUGAUUUGACAUUACUACUUCAGGGUUAAAAGUAUUUUCAUCUUCAUUGACCUUGUGUUCUUUCCUUUGUGAAAAAAAAGCCUUUACUGUCUAAACUAUCGGAAAAGUAUGUUCUUUUAAUAAAUUGUUGUUUUUUUAAAUUUAUUAAUUUUCUUUUGCAUUUAUGUUUAAAAGUUCAAGAACAACAGUUUUUAAUAUUUAAGUUUUUCAUAAAUAAUAUCAUUAAUAAAAGUCUGAAAAGCACUUUUUAAAAAACAAUUCUUUCUUUUAUAAAGUACAUAAUCAGCAUUAUUUUUUUAAUAUAAACAGCAUUAAAUAUAAAAUGCUGUUUAUAUUAAAAUUUCCUAGUCACUUAAAGUAUUCUUGUAGCUGUGAUUAGUUGUAUAGAACAAUAUUAAAAUGUUUCAUGCCUUCCCAAUUAAUGAAGACAAUUUCAUUUGCCAAAUAAUUUGUGUUGUUAUACUUAUAUUGUUGAAAGUGGUCAUACGUUAAUUUUAUUUUUGUGUUGUCAAAUUUUUAAUUUUUAAAGAUGUUCUCAAAUUUUUAAUUUCUGAGCUCUAAUUCUUUUAACUUGGAUUUGCUUUCUUUUCUAAGAUUGGUGCUCUCUGCCCAACCAUGUAAAAGUUACAAAAUAGGAAACAGAUCAAGUAUCAGAACUUGCAGACCAUGUUUUUCAUAGUGAAUAUGAGUGAAUGUAAAGAUUUCAAUGUGUUAAAUAUAGCAUUUAAAAAUUAUAUUUACUAUCAAGCAAACUUUCAUGUCUUCUUAUAUUGAAAUGUGAAGUAUAUGCUUUUGUGCCAAACAUUUAUUGCUUAGAUUUAUGCUAAUUGGUUUUUAAAUUGUGAUGUAAACCAGUUCAUCCUGUUAGUGCGAGUAUAUGUAGAGUAUGGUCUAUACAUUUAUUAAAUCUCCUGUUCAUAGAUUAUAUAUGAUAUACAUAGCAUCAAAUGUAUUGUUCGUUUAAUUUUUAGUUGUUGUUUAUACUAAUUCAGUUUAAGCAUCUUGUUAUUAUUUAUUUUUAAAUACUCUAUGUCAUGAGUAAUGUAUGCAGCAUGUUUACUUCUUAUAAUCAUCUUCCAAAAUUAAUCAUGUUACAAGUAAAUUUGUAUGAGUCAUAUUCAGAGAAUAAAAUAAAUGAAAUUGUAAGUAUGUAAUUAUUAAAGCAAUGAAAUAAG
Gryllus bimaculatus (two-spotted cricket) is the source of this 8352-nucleotide messenger RNA. The record is from the annotation of a GenBank genome assembly. NCBI's taxonomy places the organism in Eukaryota, Metazoa, Arthropoda, Insecta, Orthoptera, Gryllidae.